AUCAUUCAUCAUCGUCGAAUAUUAUUAAGAUAUCCAGAAACAAUGACGGAUCACGCAAGUGAACCGUUGUUAUAGAGAAAUACGAGCGGCUGUUAUAUUAAUAAUUCAAGGUAGUGUUGUGAUUAAUAAAUAUAGAAAUGCAAUAUUAACGAGAUAAUUGAAUAUUCACGAAGAGUAUCGGCGCAAGACCCGUCGAAUGUUGCAUUGAGAAUGUUUCCCUGAGAGAUAAUUCUGUACGAUGAAUCGAGCUUGUUUCUUGUUGUUUUUAACGGUGCAAUUAACUGCUACUUCGUCCGCUAAUGAAAAUGACAUUAUCCGUGAUUACUUCGCAUUCAAAAAAGUGGAAAGAAUCGUGGGUUUCUCUUGCGACAACAUGGAAAAUGAUUUUAAACUCGCGAAAACGUUUAACAACAUGUAUACUACAUACAUUUCGAUGUUGAAUUCCGCGGUUGAAUCGCGUUUGGAUGUCAGGAAGGUUUUAAGAGCGGAGUAUCAUCGUUUGGGUAUUUUCUUGGAUUGUCGAUGCGAUCGUAGGCGAUACACUAGAAUUCUCGUAGAUGCAACAAAGUAUUCUAUGUACGAUGAAAUGCACAAAUGGUUGAUCUUUGGCUCAAAUCUGAGUCACAUAAUGGAAAUACUAAACGACGACGCGUUUACUAUCUCCACUGACGUUAUACUCGCUGUUCCAUCAGCGAGUAAUUAUCUAUUAUACGAUGUGUAUAAUCCGUGUAAAGAUCGAGGGGGAUCGAUGAAUGUUACGUACUUUGGAACGUGGAACAGUGAAUCAGGAUUAGACGUUACCCUGAGACAACCGAAAAUUCAAAGGAGAUCGAAUCUUCAUGGAAUUAAACUUAAAGUUGGAUUUAUAAACAUAUAUUUACAGGUUAAUUUGAAACCAGAAAAUAUGUCACUUCACGAUAUGAUGCUACAAUACAAUAUGAAAACGAAGUUUGGCCGAUCGAAAUUUUUAUACAUGCUCCUCCUGCAUCUUGCCGAUCUUUUCAAUUUCACUACGGAGAUUGUUCAAAUAAACCCGCAAAGGAGAUUGGAUAAUUCUGGACCUGUUUUCGAUGCCUUUAAAAAGAAUCUUAUCGAUUUCUCGGCAAGUCCAGUUGCUAUGAAGGCUGAUAGAUUGGACAACGGAGAUAUAGUUGGGCCAGUCUGGCCAAUACGAUCGUGUUUUAUGUUUCGUACGAUCUCGUCGAUGAAAAUGAAACCGGGCCAAUUUUUGAAACCAUUGUCAGUGAAGGUGUGGUACGUGAUACUAGCGAUGAUAGGAAUCGUGACGACUGUCCUAAUUAUUUUUCUACGAAUAGAAGGCAUUCGGAAUCCUGCGGAGAUUUAUGGCCUCUCUGUUUUGCUCACAAUAGGAGCUUUGUCGCAGCAAGGUUCUGCGUUCGUUCCAUCUCGUUGCGCGAGUCGAAUGGCGUUUCUGCAAAUUCUAUUCUUCAGUUUGUUAAUUCUGAAUUACUACUCGGCGAGCGUGGUGUCGAAUCGUUUGAAAAAUAAGGGCGAGAAGAUGAACGAUUCUUUGAUUAAUUUAUCGAAAAGCAAUAUGAAACUCGCGAUGGAAUCGACGCCGUACAUUCGAUCUUUUCUUCAGGUGCCAGACAGGGAAGUGAGAUACUUCUACGACCAUCGUUGGACGAAAAUACCAGCGUCGCAGAGAUACUUGCCCUUAAACGAGGGACUUAAUCGCGUGGCGGAGGGCCGUUUGGCUUAUCACACGAUGAUCGAUUCCGCUUAUCCGUACAUCGAGCAGACGUUCAAUUACCGAAGUAUCUGCGAGCUCACGGAGGUUCACUUGUUCCGCACUGUUCUGGCAUUUUACGCCCGACACCGGAGCCCUUUCACUAAAUUGAUGAAAGUAGGUUUGACUAAAAUUCGUAACGUUGGCAUCCAAGAACGCGAACUGAAACGAUGGGCUGCUAGAAAGCCCUUCUGUCCACACACUCUACUUAUCGCCGAGCCUCUGUCGAUUCACGAAUCUCUACCGAUUUUCGUGUUCUUGGGUAUCUCUGUUGGCCUGUCGAUCCUUAUUUGCAUCAUUGAGAAUAUCAUCUAUCGCAUUUCUCCGACACGAUCCUCAAGUUCAGUGAUAGAAAAACGGCGUCUCAUCAGAAGAACCCUACACCUUCCAUCUUUGAAAGACAUAAAUCUACAAGCCCUAAAAAGAUUCAAAGUUUUCAGAGAAUAG
Messenger RNA from Habropoda laboriosa, 2197 nucleotides. RefSeq lists its product as uncharacterized. Lineage: Eukaryota; Metazoa; Arthropoda; Insecta; Hymenoptera; Apidae. The record is from RefSeq and is a predicted model, not a curated record. The transcript has 10 exons. Bases 239 to 2197 code for a protein of 652 amino acids.